AGCAGCGGCCGUGGCGGCGGAGGAGGCUGGAGGGGAGUCGGCAGCGCCGGCGGCGGGAUCGGCAGUAGCAGCAGCAGCAGCAGCAGGAGCAGCAGUCACAGUCAGCAGCAGCCCUGGGUCCCGCGGCGCCUCUCGCCCCGCCGCCUCCCGCACUGCCUGACCCGGCCGGCGAGCCUGCCCGCCGCCAGCGCCCUCAGUCGUCCUCCGACUCGCCCUCGGCCUUGCGCGCCAGCCGCAGCCCGAGCCGCAACGCCACCCGCAGUCUGAGUCCCGGCCGUCGGCUCAGCCCCAGCUCGCUCCGCCGCCGCUGCUGCUCGUCCCGGCACCGGCGCCGCACCGACACCCUGGAGGUGGGGAUGCUCCUGUCCAAGAUCAACUCCCUGGCCCACCUGCGCGCCGCGCCCUGCAACGACCUGCACGCCACCAAGCUGGCGCCGGGCAAAGAGAAGGAGCCCCUGGAGUCGCAGUACCAGGUGGGCCCGCUGUUGGGCAGCGGUGGCUUCGGCUCGGUUUACUCCGGCAUCCGCGUCGCCGAUAACUUGCCGGUGGCCAUCAAGCACGUGGAGAAGGACCGGAUUUCCGAUUGGGGAGAACUGCCCAAUGGCACCCGGGUGCCUAUGGAAGUGGUCCUGCUGAAGAAGGUGAGCUCGGGCUUCUCGGGCGUCAUUAGACUUCUGGACUGGUUCGAGAGGCCCGAUAGUUUCGUGCUGAUCCUGGAGAGGCCCGAACCCGUGCAAGACCUCUUCGACUUCAUCACCGAGCGAGGAGCCCUGCAGGAGGAGCUGGCUCGAAGCUUCUUCUGGCAGGUGCUGGAGGCCGUGCGGCAUUGCCACAACUGCGGGGUUCUCCACCGCGACAUCAAGGACGAGAACAUCUUAAUCGACCUGAACCGAGGCGAACUCAAACUCAUCGACUUCGGGUCGGGGGCGCUGCUCAAGGACACAGUCUACACGGACUUUGAUGGAACUCGAGUGUACAGCCCUCCUGAGUGGAUUCGAUACCACCGCUACCACGGCAGGUCGGCGGCUGUCUGGUCCCUGGGGAUCCUGCUCUAUGACAUGGUCUGCGGGGAUAUUCCAUUCGAGCACGAUGAGGAGAUCAUCAAGGGUCAAGUGUUCUUCAGGCAAAGGGUCUCCUCAGAAUGUCAGCAUCUUAUUAGAUGGUGCCUGGCCCUGAGACCUUCAGAUCGGCCCUCCUUUGAAGAAAUCCAGAACCAUCCAUGGAUGCAGGAUGUCCUCCUACCCCAGGCAACUGCCGAGAUUCAUCUGCACAGCCUGUCACCGGCGCCCAGCAAAUAGCACCCUUUUUGUCAGACCCUCCAGGGAAGGAGAACUUGUCUUCUGACCUUCAACAGGACCCUGCUUGACGAUGCAGGAACAGUAAUGACAACUCAUUCCAGACUCCAGGUCCCUGGAGCAGGGCCCCACCCCCACCCCACGAGGAAAGAAGACUACUUCACUCGUUCUGGACCCCUCUUUGCCUCCCCAUAGACUCUGCUCCUAGUGUUGCUGGCUCUGCAGAAUCUCUGGGUGGGGGAUGGGAGUGGUUCAGAAUCCUGUCAUGGAACUUUUAGUCACCAUGGAGACUGUGGGUCACUAAGAUGGGCCAGGGUAGGGGAAAACAUUUUGGGGGGUGGGAUAAAAACUAGCACCAUAUUUAAGUCCCUGUCACCUCUUCCAACUCCUGAGUGCCUUCUGUGGGGACUCCGCCUGUGCUGGGAGAAAUACUUGAACUUACCUCUUAACCUGCUGCUUCUCAAAUUCUGCCUGGGUUUGCUUCCCUCCUCUCCUUUCCCAUCCCCCCACUUCCUAUGAAAGGUGCCAUGGGAGAGGCUACAGGGCCAUGCUGAGCCACCUGCCCUUUUUCCCGCUCCUUUAGUAAAAUUCCCAAGUGAACUGGUCUUCCUUUUUUGGUUCCAACUUAACCGUUUCAAAGCCAAGACCUCACACAGAACGCACAACCAAUGCAA
Arvicanthis niloticus (Nile rat) is the source of this 1969-nucleotide messenger RNA. RefSeq names its product Pim-1 proto-oncogene, serine/threonine kinase (gene Pim1). Gene Ontology annotation, cellular component: cytoplasm. Gene Ontology annotation, molecular function: ATP binding; protein serine/threonine kinase activity. Lineage: Eukaryota; Metazoa; Chordata; Mammalia; Rodentia; Muridae. The record is from RefSeq and is a predicted model, not a curated record. Gene Ontology annotation, biological process: negative regulation of apoptotic process; protein autophosphorylation.